CGCACUGACUGUGAGGGAAACAAAGUGCGCUGUGGAUUGCUACUGUAACAAACAACAUUUCUUGUAUCAAUGUAUUUAUCUCAGGAAUAUAGUGAUGUGGACACUACUGUCGUGGAUUUUUGUGACAGCCAGUUUGCAUCAGGCCAGUUCCCAGAACUCCACAGACUCUCCUCUUAUGACCACAGAUUUGGACCCUUAUAACCGGAAUCGAUACUGCAAAUGGCCCUGUAAGUGCCCCAAGAGUGCCCCUGUGUGUCCACCCGGGGUCAGCCUGCUAACAGAUGGGUGUGACUGCUGCAAGGCCUGUGCCAAACAGGUGGGGGAGACCUGUAAUGAGAGAGACACCUGUGACUAUCAUAAAGGACUUUACUGUGACUACAGCGCUGACAAGCCAAGAUAUGAAAAAGGAGUGUGUGCAUAUGUUAUGGGAACAGGCUGUGAAUAUAACGGUGUAAUCUACCGUAAUGGCCAGAGCUUCCAACCCAAUUGUAAGUACCGCUGUCUCUGUGUGAAUGGGGCGAUUGGGUGUGUGCCCCUUUGUACUGAGUCUCAGCCACCCCGUGUGUGGUGUCAAAGACCCAAGAGAGUGAAGAUUCCAGGUCAGUGCUGCAAUAAAUGGAUCUGCGAAGAGUCCCGUAAACCACGCAAGACUAACCCAAGACACGCCCCUGAAGAGGUGUCUCUCACCACCAAUAAUAUUUGGCAAAAAAAUUGCAUUACCCAGACCACCCCAUGGAGCCCGUGUUCAAAAACUUGUGGACGGGGCAUUUCCAUGCGCAUUUCUAAUGACAACGCUGAGUGUGUGAUGGAAAAAGACAGUCGACUAUGUAAUCUCCGACCCUGUGAGGUAGACAUCACCAAGCACUUUAGACCAGGUAAAAAAUGCCUGAACAUCUAUCGUGAACCAGAUUUUCAGAACUUCACCAUCUCAGGCUGCAUCAGUAAGAAGCCGUAUUGGCCCAAGUACUGUGGAGUCUGUACUGACGAGCGCUGCUGCAUCCCCUACAAGUCAAAGACCAUUGAGGUGGAGUUUCAGUGUCCUAAUGGAUCUGUCUUUACCUGGAAAUACAUGUGGAUCAACGCCUGCUUCUGCAACCUCUCUUGCAGGAAUCCAAACGAUAUCUUUGCAGAUCUGGAGCAAUACUAUGAUUUCAAUGAGGUUAUUAACUAAUACAUUAACAAAGAGCCAGAUGCAAUGUUAAAAGGUGAGAUGGAGUCUAUCAAAAGGGCCUCCAUGUUCAUACUGUGACAGUAAAUGUGAUUCUUUGCUUCACUAAAUUCAUAAGCUGAAUGGUACAGAAAAUAAUCUUUCAUGAUAUAUGAAAGAACAUCAACGCAGUCACACAUAUUGAAAUGGCUUGUAAGAGGAAUGUUUGUCCAAACAGGGACAUUAUGGUGCAAGAUGAUUUCUUAUUGAUGUACAAAGGUGUUAUAUUUAAGAAAAGUCCUGCGACUUUCAUAAUGUUGUAUAGCCAUUUUGCUACAAGUCUAUGCAAGGACUCUUUAAUGAUUUUAUAAUCUUCAAAUACAUUUUACAGAAACAUUUGUCACAAAUAUUUUAUUCUAAUGGUAUUUAUGACUCACGUCAUGUACAUUUGUAUAAAAAUAUCUUAGAGAAAAGACAUAGAUCUUUUUGUUACUCAGCUACUUACCAAAUGUUUUAUGAAGUCUAAGUUGUUGGUAUUCAUACUUAAUUAUGGAAAUAUUGUAAGAAAAAUAUUGAAAAAAUAUUUGUUGUAUUUAUUUCCUGUUGUUUCUUGGGAUAGAUCUACAUAAUUUCUGUGAAAGUGAGAAUUCAUGACACUUCUGUACAGAUUUGAUGUUCCUUUCUCAAGGAUAAGCUUUCGGUUUGCUUUGGAAGUAUAACAUAGUUUAUCAUAAUAUGCUUACCAUAAUGUAUGUAUUUUAACUAUAUUAUGUUGUAUUUUAGUAUUAUGGAGAACAGCACCACCCUCACGUCAUGGGAGAUUUUCCACUAUUCAGAUAAGAAAUAAUGAUAUAUCAAAAUAUAUUAAUUUAUGGAUUAUAGGGAGAUAAACAUCACGCAACAAUGAGACAGACAGUUUAGUCAUGGUUUUAUUUUCUUAAUACAUUUGUUAGAUACACAGUCAUCACCAACUUUCAAAGACAUUUAUUGUAGUCUUGCUUAGGUCAGUAGUAACGGAUUGCCUAAAAUGUUUAGCACAUACUCCCUGUUUAUUCUGAAUAGACAAAUCUAAGCAAUACUGUCAGAAGUAUAGUUGGCAUAACAUGUAUUAAAAAAAGAGUCAAUUGUUUAUCGAGUGAUUGUUAACGUUCCAUUGAUACUUGUUGUCCAAUUUCCUCCCAACACUGUACAAAUCCAACCAGUUUUUGGACAAAUGCCCAUUAGGCUACUAAAUUAUAUGUUCAGGGUACUGGAAGGUCAGUACAAAGGAAAUGCUUUUUGCGGUUUUGUUCAUUUAUUAAAAAAUGUUGCCAACUGUUAUUACAUUUUAACACAAGCAAUUUGAACAUACCCUGCAGAUAUUCACCAUUGUCAUUGACUUCCCAUUUGUGGUGGACAUAUGUUAUCCUGAUCGUUUAUUAGUUAUAAUGGCCUGCAUAAAUUCUAACCAAACAGAGGACUUAACCUAUAAAGGCUGGUGGAAGAUUAGUCGAAAAACCUCAUUACAGAUUUGUAAUGAUGAGGAUGGUUAUACCAAUUAGGAAAUUAAUUUUACAACCGAAUCCAUCCAUCCAUCCAUCGUCAACCGCUUAUCCUGUGUACAGGGUCGCGGGGGGCUGGAGCCUAUCCCAGCUAACAUUGGGCGAAAGGCGGGGGACACCCUGGACAGGUCGCCAGUCCAUCGCAGUUUACAACCUAAUGAAAUUACAAAAUUAUAAAAUUAAUCUGGUACAAUAUAAUGUUGCUAAAUACCUGAAUACUACUAUUUUUUGCAUUUUGGAAAUAUAAUUAUAAAUGAUAAAUAUAUAAUUAUAAGAGAAUAAUCUGUCUAGCCUAUCUAUAGAUAUCUGCAUCUUCGUUCAUUGAUCUACUGUUAUGCUCCAUGUUGCACACUAGAUGGCACAACAGUGUUGAAGUUCAACAUACAUACAAUACAGUUUGUCUUCA
Messenger RNA from Xyrauchen texanus (razorback sucker), 3094 nucleotides. RefSeq names its product CCN family member 4-like. Gene Ontology annotation, cellular component: extracellular region; extracellular matrix. The record is from RefSeq and is a predicted model, not a curated record. Gene Ontology annotation, biological process: signal transduction; cell adhesion. The coding region runs from base 95 to 1171 and encodes 358 amino acids. The transcript has 5 exons. NCBI's taxonomy places the organism in Eukaryota, Metazoa, Chordata, Actinopteri, Cypriniformes, Catostomidae. Gene Ontology annotation, molecular function: heparin binding; integrin binding.